ACACCCUUUCAGCUACGACGCCAACCAAUAACAUGCUUUCUCUUCUGUGUAAACGGAAGUGAACAGUGACUUAGAACAAUUUCCACAAUAGUGUUUUAUUGUUGUUAUUUAGACGUUUAUUAACACCCUGUAACUUAAAAUAUGACGCAUUCAACUGCACAACUUCACAUACUUAACCCCAGGUAGUGUUUAAUUCACCUUGGAGACAGGACUUGGUUGAUAGAUGUUAUCUAGGUAACGCUAGCUAGCGAACAAUGGCUAACGUUAAAUGUAUGGUUUUUCACACUCAAAUAGCCUCCAUCAUAGAGGUGCUAGCAAAUGCAGCCGUGGAAGAUAUCUGCAAACUCGUAGACGACGAUUAUGCAGUGUUUCGUUUGGAAAUAACUCAAAGCCAGAAAGAAAACCGGGUAUUGCGGAGGAAACUACAGCUUCAGGAACUGAAGGUGUCACGGGAGCGCGUUCUCUCCAGUCGUCCCAGAAAUGUCAAGAUACUUGACCGAUACAGGGGAAUGGCAAAAGGUGAAGGACAUCUCAUUGGAGGCCACAGGAGCUUUGUGAAGCCAGCGGGACACAAUACAUGGAGAGAUGACCAACCAAUCACUGUUGAUGAGGGGAGUGGAACCUCAACCCAGCACGUUAUCAUGAUAGAGGAGGAGGAGGCUCCAGAGGUGCUGCUGGUGAAGGAGGAGGGGUAUGAGGAGGGUCUGGGGAACCCUGAGGGGACCAUGGUCAUGGAGGACAACCAGACUACACCUCCUCCUGAAUCCACAGAGGAACCAGCUGAGCAGCACAGGACCACACACAGUCUCACUGAGUCAAUAGACAUGGAGGAUGGGAAGCCUGAUCUGCUGCUAGUCAAAGAGGAGACAAUAGAAGACGGACCAGAGAGCAUUGAUCUGCUGAGUGGACUAAAGAUGGGGGAGCAAGGUGAUUGGAUGGAGGCUAAAAGAGGAGACCGUGCGGCCAUCUUCGAUUCCCAAACCCAGACUGGUGCAGCCAAGGGCCGAGGGGAUGACAUCACUGAGCAGGCCAGGACCAGAGGCGAGGUCAGUGGAUGGGACAGCGUCCUCAACUCUGGGCUGGGGAACAACACUGUUAACUACAACCAGAAACAGACAGUCGAACACAAAACACCAACUGAAUUUAGUCUCCAUGACAACAGACUGGCUGAGACCAGGGCGAGGUGUAGAUUUGGUCUGCGGGGACGGGGAGGCGUCCGUAUGCAGCGAAAGAGAACAGACACAGACUCGGCUAGCGAUGCUCCGUCCUGCUCCUAUAGUUGUGAUUCACAGAGACUGAUGGUGCCUCAGCUUAACCCUCUAACAGGUGCUGCCUUCAGCCUGCCUUAUAUAGGAUCUAUCAACUGGAACAUGGACCCUGUGACAACACAGACACUCCCUGGCCUUCAUCCGCCUCACACUCUCCUAAUGUUAAACCAGACCUCAGACAAUACCAGUGUCUCAACACUAAAUAGCUACACAAGCCCAUUGACAAGUAGUAGUAACGCUAUUAGUAGAUCCGGUGGCAAAGAGAAACGCUUCCCGUGUUCAUUCUGUGGGAAAGCCUUCAGUUUCCCCAAACACGUGGAGAUCCACCAGAGGAUGCACACGGGAGAGAAACCGUUCAGCUGUAGCCAGUGUCACAUGCGCUUUGCCCAGGCUGGCCACCUGAAGAGGCACCAGAGAGUCCACACAGGGGAGAAACCCUACAGCUGCCCCCAGUGUGAGAAGAGCUUCUCCCGCCAGCCCCAGCUGAAGAGGCACCUGAAGGUCCACACGGGAGAAAGGCCGUUCGCCUGUACGCACUGCGGGAAGAGGUUCUCAGAGAGGAGCUCUCUCAGGAUACACCAGCAGAAAAUGCACACAGCCCAUGUAUAGAGUAUAGUGACAUGUAAUGUAGUACUAGUUAGUUUGUAGUUCAUUCUGUUGGUUUAGGAUGUAGUAGGGAACUGGAUGAGGUGAACUGAGGAAAGAAUGAGUAUGAUGAGGCAGAGUACAUGAUAUGGGGAUGGUGUCUGUACAAAUGCUUCACUGAUGAAGAGUGACAAACUUUGCCCCUUUCAGGUUGAUGCUGGUGUUUUAUAAUAAGGAAAUGAUAGUGCCUUAAUUCAUGUUUACAUUAAAUAAAAUAGUAAUGUGUAAUUUUGAACCUUUUCCAAAAUUUAUUUUAUCAAAGUGAGGUUACCAGAUUUACAGAAGUUAUUCUACACUGAAUAAAAAUAAACGCAACAAGAUUUUACUGAAAGUUUAUAUAAGGAAAUCAGUUAAUAUAAAUAAAUGUGUUAGUCCCUAAUCUAAGGAUUUCACAUGACUAGGAAUCAGUGUUGUGUUCUAGACCACCUAAAGCGAGACCGGAGAACCGGAGAAAGACCGUAGAAUAUUGAGUCCGAAUCAAGACCAGAAAAAUUGGAGUCCAAUUCAACACCAUGAUUGUAAUUUUGUCAAAUCUCCACCAUUGUAAGAGUUCAAAAUAUCCAGUAUUUCUGUGUUCAUAUUUCAGAAGAACAUGUGGAUUCUUUAGACAUUCAGAAAAGGUGAAAAAAAAUGCCUGCUGAGGGAAAAUAGAGCCACUCUACAAAUUAUUACUAACCCAAACAAUGAGGACCUUCUACGCCUAAGGAUUUUUUAGAUUGAACCUUUGUUUAACUAGGCAAGGCAGUUAAGAACGUAUCCCUUAUUUACAAUUAUGGCCAAACCCGGAUGACACUGGGCCAAUUGUGCACCGCCCUAUAGGACUCCCAAUCACGGCCGGUUGUGAUACAGCCUGGAAUUGAACCAGGGUGUCUGCAGUGAUGCCUCAAGCACUGAGUUGCAGUGCCUAAGACUGCUGCGCCUCUCGGGAGCCCCCGAGUAUUUAUAACAUAUUUAUAAUGAUAAUAAUAAUUCUAAUUACAUUCUUUUCAAUGAUAUUGAUAUAAUCUAUUACAUUUUUGUUGGAAAGGAAACGGUUAACACUGAAGAGAAAAAAAUAUCCAAGCAGGAUUUUUCUUUGGUGGUCUCUGGGGAGAUAAAUCUAGCUAGCUCAGUAAGCCAUUGGCUAGGCCACCAGAAGCUAGACAGAAAGGAUCUGCUAUUCAACUACAUUUUGGCGUGACAGUGGAAUCAACCAAUCACAUUUUGAAUUGUAAUGGGUGGGACUGUUUUUACAAAAAAACGUAUGGAAACGUCUGCCUUCUCAAAGGCCAGCAGGUCACUGCAGAAUAGGGAGCAGUAGUUCUCACGGUCUAGCCAGCUAUCUUUUGUUGUAGGCUAGUUUGCAGUGGCUGCAGCAUUGUUAUUGAAGAUGUUGUUGCUAAUUUGUAAGCUUCUCACUUUUCAAGAAUAACUUUCAACAAGAAGUUAAGUUUCAAAUGAUCAUCAUCUGGUGAGUGGAACAGUUUUUUAUUGGAGCUCACUUGCUUUUCUUAGCCAUUUCUUUGAAAAUAACUUGUGUGUGAAACAUUGUUGCAUUUAAACUUUAGUUCAUCGGUUACUUUGUGUUAAAUUGUCACGUUCCUGACCGGUUUUCUGUUAUUUUGUAUGUGUUUGACGGUCAGGGCGUGAGUUUGGGUGGGUAGUCUAUGUUAUGUGUUUCUAUGUUGGUUUAAGGGUGACCUGAUAUGGCUCUCAAUUAGAGGCAGGUGGUUUUCAUUUCCUCUGAUUGAGAGCCAUAUUAAGGUAGGUGUUUUCACAUUGAUUGUUGUGGGUAGUUGUCUCCUGUGUCAGUGUCUGUGUAUGUUACGCCACACGGGACUGUUUCGGUUUUGUUUGUUCGUUCGUUUUAUGUAGUCAUUUUUCCUGUUCAUGCGUUCUUCGUGUUUCAUGUAAGUUCGUCGUCCAGGUCUGUCUACGUCGUUUAUUGUUUUGUAAUUAUUCAAGUGUUCGUCUUGUUUUCUGUUUUGUUUAUUAAAUAUCAUGUCUUAUCACAA
Molecule: messenger RNA, 3907 nt
Organism: Salvelinus fontinalis (brook trout)
Lineage: Eukaryota; Metazoa; Chordata; Actinopteri; Salmoniformes; Salmonidae
Product: zinc finger protein 16-like
Exons: 5
Coding region: 255-1877 (540 amino acids)
Biological process (GO): regulation of transcription by RNA polymerase II
Cellular component (GO): nucleus
Molecular function (GO): DNA-binding transcription factor activity; RNA polymerase II cis-regulatory region sequence-specific DNA binding
Source: RefSeq, a predicted model, not a curated record